CCAGACGACCCAAUUCGACGCCGACAUUGCCAUUCACUCCCCAUUUCGGGGAAAGGUGCGGCCAGAGCUCAACCACGCCUGGGAUGAUGAUGUCACCAAGAGUGAGUGUGGUUGCGUUGUGCCCAGCAAAAAAACAUGGAUGAAUGUUCGGUCUCGGUUGAAUUCAGGCUGAUAGGUUUUUACCUUCCACCAACCAGCAAACUUAAUCCUGAUUGACGAGAAAGCCAUGCAUUCUCUUGGAGAGUCCACAGUGAAUGCGACCAUGCUUGGUGACAGAUACCUUGCCGUGGUUGAAGUGUUUCACCAGCCAGCUCCAUUGCGUGGAUCUCGUGAGAAAGUACGUCCAUCGUGCGGAUUAUCCGGGCUAUGAGGCGUUUGAGGACCUCGAGGAGGCUGUCCUUGCUCGUGUAGACCACUGCAUUGAUCUGCUCCGUCAGGUGGUUCAGUGCACUGGUGGUGUGGGCCGUGUUGUGUAUGAUGAUAUGGGCCCUGGAAAGCCCCCCCCCAUGACGAGGUUCUCGAAUAGUGUCAAACCUAGGAGAGUACUAUCUCUUGGUUGUGAAUGACCAGGCAGCCUUUUUUAGGAAUCCACGGUAUAAACCCUAGAAACUCCCGUCGGUCUUUUCUCCCCAUUACAUCCUCCCACUCCCACAGCUCAUAGAGUUUCAGCUCGUUGCUCUCGUCACCCCACCAUGUCUCCCAAGCCGUCCGAGGACUUGGUACCUCUUGUUAAAGAGAUGUUCGAUGAGAAUAGGGGGAUCUGCUCCGGACCUCCCAGCACUAAAUGUGGUGGGCAAAGCCCGUUUCCUUCUCUGGACGCGC
Aspergillus heteromorphus CBS 117.55 is the source of this 822-nucleotide messenger RNA. RefSeq lists its product as uncharacterized. The record is from RefSeq and is a predicted model, not a curated record. The annotation marks the transcript as partial. NCBI's taxonomy places the organism in Eukaryota, Fungi, Ascomycota, Eurotiomycetes, Eurotiales, Aspergillaceae. The transcript is spliced from 3 exons. Gene Ontology annotation, biological process: mycotoxin biosynthetic process.